AUGCCACUGGAGGAAGGGGGAGACCUUCUUCUUUGCUCCUCGUCCACUCAAGAACCUUGUUCUGGUGGAUGAACUGGAGUCCCUGUCUCCCAUCAUGUCCGCUCAUAUCUCAGACUUGGCCAAUGAGGACACCCCGCAGCUGUACCUGGCAUGUGGGCGUGGUCCCCGGUCCUCACUCCGUGUCUUGCGACAUGGACUGGAGGUUACGGAGAUGGCAGUGUCCGAGUUGCCAGGCAACCCUAAUGCGGUAUGGACCGUCAAGACCAAUGCAGCAGGUCGCCCCCGGCAACCAAUGAGAGGAGUUUGACGCCUAUAUCGUGGUCUCCUUCACUAACGCCACUCUCGUACUCUCCAUUGGAGAGACGGUGGAAGAGGUCACGGACUCCGGUUUCCUUGGGACCACACCCACCUUGGCUUGCUCUCGUCUCGGAGACGACGCCCUAAUCCAGGUAUACCCAGAAGGGAUCCGUCACAUAAGAGCUGACAAGAGAGUCAACGAAUGGAAGUCUCCCGGGAAGAGAGCCAUCCUGAAAUGUGCCCUCAACGACCAUCAGGUGGUCAUCGCCCUCACCGGUGGAGAACUGGUCUACUUUGAGAUGGAUCUGUCAGGUCAGCUGAAUGAGUACACAGAGAGGAAGGAGAUGAUGGCAGAUGUUGUGUGUAUGAGUCUCGGUUCCGUUCCACCCGGGGAGCAGCGGUCCCGGUUCCUGUCUGUCGGACUCUCCGAUCAGACCGUCAGAAUCAUCUCGCUCGAUCCCUCAGAUACGCUGCAGCCGCUGAGUAUGCAGGCGCUCCCAGCUCUUCCAGAGUCUCUGUGUCUUGUGGAGAUGGGGGGAGGGGGGAGGGAGGGGGACGGGGGACUGGGGACCGUGGGCGGGCUAUAUCUCAACAUCGGACUGACCAACGGUGUCCUGCUCAGAACUGCCCUCGAUGCCAUUACCGGAGAUCUCUCUGAUACUAGAACCAGGUACCUGGGUACGAGACCAGUGAAACUAUUCCGAGUGAGGAUGCAUGGCUCGGAGAGUGUGCUGGCAGUCUCCAGUCGAUCCUGGCUCUCCUACUCCUACCAGUCCCGGUUCCACCUCACCCCGCUCUCCUACGACGUCCUCGACUAUGCCUCCGGCUUCUCCUCCGAGCAGUGUCCCGAGGGAAUUGUCGCCAUCGCUGCUAACACCCUCAGGAUUUUGUCUCUGGAGAAACUGGGUGUGGUCUUCAACCAGGUGGCCACGCCCCUCAAUUACACGCCCCGUAAGCUGGCGGUCCACCCGCCAUCUGCCAAUCUCUUGGUCAUUGAGACGGACCACAACACCUUCACUGAGGCCGCCAAGACCGCUCGCAAACAACAGAUUGCUGAGGAGAUGGUCCAGAUGGCAGGGGAGGAAGAGCAAGAGGCAGCGGCCGAGGCAGCAGAGACCUUCCUCUCGGAGGACCUACCGGAGAACCUGUUUGGAGCGGUGAAGGCGGGGGCCGGGAUGUGGUCCUCCUGUCUCAAGGUCAUGCACCCCACGGAGGGCAAGACGCUGGAGUUGGUCCAGUUCCAACAGAACGAGGCCGCCUUCAGUUUGGCAGUGUGUCAGUUUGCCUCCCGCGGUGACGUGGAGUGGUUUGUGGUGGUGGGGACAGCACGGGACCUCACUCUGGCCCCCAAGACCUGCUCUGGAGGCUCUCUCAUCCUCUUCAGAAUGUCCCCAGACGGUUCCAAACUGGAACACGUCCACAGUACUCCACUGGAUGAUAUACCAGUGGCAAUGCAUCCGUUCCAAGGUCGUCUUCUUGUAGGAGUGGGCCAUCUCCUGAGGAUCUACGACAUCGGGAAGAAGAAGAUGCUGAGAAAGUGUGAGAACAAGCAUCUGCCUCACAUGGUGGUCGAUAUUCAGACCAUGGGCAGCAGGAUCUUCGUCUCCGACGUCCAGGAGGCUGUCCACUUCAUCAAGUACAAGGCUGCUGACAACCAGCUGGUCAUCUUUGCCGACGAGGUGUACCAGAGGUGGAUGACCAGCUGCUGCAUCCUGGACUACAGUACGGUCGCAGCUGCUGACAAGUUUGGAAACGUUGCUCUGGUCCGACUCCCGGCAGACGUGUCCGACGAGAUCGACGAAGAUCCAACAGGGAACAAGGCCAUCUGGGACCGAGGUCUCAUGAGUGGGGCCUCUCAGAAAGCUGAACUUCUCUGUAGCUACCACGUGGGAGAGACCAUCAACUGUCUCCGAAAGACCACCCUCAUUCCUGGCGGCUCUGAACUCGUCGUCUACACCACACUCUCUGGAGCCGUGGGCAUGCUCGUACCUUUCACCUCUCGUGAGGAUAUUGAUUUCUUCCAACAUCUGGAGAUGCACAUGAGGGCGGAGUCCUCCAACCUCGUCGGUCGCGAUCACCUCUCGUUCAGAUCCAGUUACGUACCUUGCAAGAGUGUCACAGAUGGUGACCUCUGUGAGCAGUUCAACUCACUGGAACCAGCCAAAAAGAGGGGUAUUGCGGACAGCCUUGACAGGACACCCAAUGAGGUUGCCAAGAAACUAGAAGACAUUCGUACUCACUAUGCAUUCUAAUUGAAGAGCACCCCUCCGAACCUAAAUUCCAAACACGUCUCCACACACCAUGCACCUGUAGUUACAUAACCUUAUACGUGCAUUGUACAAUACAAUUGAUGUUGAAAGUGACUGCUUAGCAAAACAGCUGCUUUCCCUUGUUGUGUGAGAACUGUGUGCUGUGUGUAAUGGAGCUAUAUUAUGUUUCCCAUGCUUUUUCUCCCAAAAUGUGUGGAGUCACAAGUUUACUUAUUGAGGGUCUGGAAGGUUGUUGUGGGCUGAUAAUGAUUAUGUAUAGAGA
Messenger RNA from Geodia barretti, 2829 nucleotides. NCBI's taxonomy places the organism in Eukaryota, Metazoa, Porifera, Demospongiae, Tetractinellida, Geodiidae. The record is from the annotation of a GenBank genome assembly.